Molecule: messenger RNA, 144 nt
Organism: Aphanomyces invadans
Lineage: Eukaryota; Oomycota; Saprolegniomycetes; Saprolegniales; Verrucalvaceae
Exons: 2
Coding region: 1-144 (47 amino acids)
Source: RefSeq, a predicted model, not a curated record
AUGACUCCAGAGAUGUCCUUACGUCUGGAAGAAACUCGGUAUCAACACCUCAACCUCAACGAUCAGUCGAACUCUCUAUGGGAAGCUGUACACAGUAAAGCAAGUCCGUGUCGAACCCUCGACGUGCAACAACGACAUCAAUAA